UCUGGUGCGAAUUUAUGAACACACCCAACAAUAAAAACACACCAACUCACAGAAAUUAAGGGGAAAAAAAAAUCAUGGGUUUCGGAAAGGAGGAGAUUGAUUUGGUGUUGGUCCCUAGUGGGUUGAUGAUCAUGUUUGCCUACCACCUCCAUCUCCUUCACAGAUACCUUCGUUGCCCUGACACCACCUUCAUCGGCUACGAGAACAAUGACAAGAAAGCUUGGGUCGAGAGCAUUAUGAAGAAUAAAGACAAGGAUGUUAUAAGCGCGGCUCUAACGGCGACAACCUCAAACACGACAGCAUCAAUUUGCUUGGCAACAAUCUCGUUAACUCUCUGCUCUCUCAUUGGAGCGUGGAUUGCAAACUCUUCCAACAACCUUUUUCAGAUCAGCAACAUCAUCUACGGCGACACCCGGCCGUCGACCAUCUCCGUCAAGUACAUAAGCCUCCUGACCUGCUUCCUCAUUGCCUUUUCAUGCUUUAUUCAGUCGGCAAGGCACUUCGUGCAUGCAAAUUAUCUGAUAAGCCACCCAGGAAAUAUCAGUCCUGUGAAGAAUGUGGAGUUGGCGGUUAUAAGGGGAGGUGAACUUUGGGUGCUUGGGCUUAGAGCGCUCCAUUUUGCUCUGAAUUUGCUGCUCUGGUUUUUUGGUCCAAUACCCAUGUUUGUUUCCUCUGUUUUAAUGGUGAUAAUCCUUUAUCACCAAGAUGGCAAUUCUCCUCCAUUGCAUCAGUAUGGAUCUGCAGGGAGCCAUGUCCUGAUCAAAAGGACUGGCCAGGAUGUCUAAGGCCAUGAUCAUAAUG
Messenger RNA from Corylus avellana, 801 nucleotides. RefSeq lists its product as uncharacterized. The record is from RefSeq and is a predicted model, not a curated record. Lineage: Eukaryota; Viridiplantae; Streptophyta; Magnoliopsida; Fagales; Betulaceae.